AAGCAAAGCUCAUAGGUGGAUUCGCUUAUAAAAAGGAUAGCAAGAAGCUGUAGAGAGAUUGUCCGUUCCAGGUCGGGUUCUUUACAGAAACCCUAAUUUUGAGAUCAAAGAAAAGGGUUCUCUAGUUAUGUUUCCUUAGAUUGUCUCCUCGGAUUUUUUUUUUCGAGGAAAGUUUCAAUCUUUUAUACUGAUCUUCUUGAAACGUUUUGUUGAUUAUUACAAAAUUAUAAAAUGUUUUAGAAAUUUCAUAAUCUCGAUCUCUUCCAUAAACUUUGGAGAAAAAAAUAAGAAAAUCAUCGUCUUUUUCUGUUAAAAGCUUUGUAAAUCUUCAAGCUUUUUUAUCGCAUUGUUUUAAAGCCAUGGAAACGAUCUUUGAACCGGUACGGUCGGAGAAGACGAAACCGUUCAAGAACCCUAAAAGAAAGGGCUCUCGUGGUCCUCUCUCGAGAAAACCCACCGGAAGUUAUUAUCCGGCAAACUUACCGGCGACUUCUCCGCCGCUGAAUGUUCUGCCGGCGUCAGCUUCUCCUCUGUACCUUCCCUUCUGCUCCAACAACAACAGCUUCUCGCACUCGCAGCCUCCACUUCUCCCGCUGCCACGUGUCAACAGCUCUCUCCCUCUGCCACGUGCUAAAUCCUCUAUCCCUCUGCCACGUGUCAACAGCAUCUCUUCCUCUCCGGCGAGAUUCUCCGGCAAAGCUUCGGACAAGUGUCAACCACAGUCGCAGAGAGCACCCGAAGCUAAACCGGCCCCGACACUCACCCGAACCGGUUCCGUACCGGUCGGAUCGUAUCCGGUUGACGGUUACCCCGGUCCAGCUUUGAUGUUAUUGUCUCCGCCGCCGAGUAGUUUGCCGAUGCCGAGGUUUACGAUCAAGCCGAAUCUGAGUUGCAACGCCGAAGCUUCCGCCGGAGAUGACGGCGGAGCCGGCGAUAAUCUCCGGCGCCUUCUACGGCUCCGGUGAGGUGAUCACGAGCAAUGGAUCGUGGGUUUGGUUGAUGUAAAAUAAAAAGCCCAUUAAAAGCCCAUAUGUUUGUUCUGAUGGGCUUUGAUAAAUAUGGGCUUGAGUCUAUCUAGUUUUAAAGUGAUAGAACUCCCUCAAGCGUGUGAAGGCUGGUUCCGACAAGGAAUAAGCCUAAUCCAAUUAUCUUUCAUUUUUAUUUUUUUCUUUCUGGAAUUACCUUUUUAUUAAAUUGCUAAUUAAACA
Molecule: messenger RNA, 1208 nt
Organism: Tarenaya hassleriana
Lineage: Eukaryota; Viridiplantae; Streptophyta; Magnoliopsida; Brassicales; Cleomaceae
Product: WAS/WASL-interacting protein family member 3
Exons: 1
Coding region: 360-965 (201 amino acids)
Source: RefSeq, a predicted model, not a curated record